This is a messenger RNA of Emericellopsis cladophorae, 747 nucleotides long. RefSeq lists its product as uncharacterized. Bases 1 to 747 code for a protein of 248 amino acids. The record is from RefSeq and is a predicted model, not a curated record. NCBI's taxonomy places the organism in Eukaryota, Fungi, Ascomycota, Sordariomycetes, Hypocreales, Bionectriaceae. The transcript is spliced from 3 exons.
AUGUUGUAUCCCAUUCACGUUAGGGGCUCGCUUCCAAAGGGCCUCUCUGAGGAACUUGACAGAGGUCUGGUUUCAAAGAUCUACACAGUUGCUCUUGGAGCACAGGGAAGCUGCUUCAUCAUCUAUCUUGGCCGUGAUGGCCUCGAUCAUUUUUACUCGUACGGCCUCCCACGAAGGCUGCAGGACUGGCUCUCGGCUCGUUCUCCUCGCGGCCGGUGGGUGGGCAACCUUCGCGGUCUCAGACUCUGUCUCGGACCCGACAAUGCCUCCUACUGGGCUGCCGACGGCGCUGACAGCAUAUCGGAGAAUCUCCCAAGCGGCCUUCAGGUAUAUCUGAGCUUGUUACCCAAUAACGGUGUCAAACUUGUUGACUGCAUCUCUCUCGGCUGCAACGGAACCUACUAUCUAAGGACUAGCAAUGGCCGCCACCGUCGGAAUAUCGCUGGUUCCGCCAAGCUGUCCGACUAUCUUGACUCAGUGCAAAGUUCCGCUGGUAACCUCACGAAUGUUGCAGGUCUAGCGCUGCAUCCCGUCUACAAGGACACGUGGAUUCUACAAAGCGCCAAUGGCUUUAGCUUCAGCAACGGGCUCGACGCUCAAGCCCGCGAGGCCUUCGAUAACAUCCAGCCCGCCGUGGAAGCCAAGCUGCAGCGCACUUCACUGAAAGCGGCUCUCGAAAGAAUGGAAAUCGAGCAAAUGAUAGCGGAGCACCGGGCCAAAAUGGAGGCCAAUGAGCGGGAGCACUAG